AUGGGAGCUUGUGUUUCACGUGAAUCUAUGAGGAGUGAUUCAGCGAAGGUUAUAUUGUUCGAUGGUACUUUACAAGAGUUCGCAUCUCCGGUCAAAGUUUGGCAGAUCUUGCAAAAGAAUCCGACGAGUUUCGUCUGUAACUCAGAUGAAAUGGACUUCGACGACGCCGUUUCAGCUGUCUCCGGGAACGAGGAGCUCCGGUCGGGGCAGCUUUACUUCGUUUUACCGUUGACGUGGCUUAACCAUCCGUUACGAGCGGAGGAAAUGGCGGCUUUAGCUGUUAAAGCGAGCUCGGCGUUGACUAAAAGCGGCGGUAUCGGAUGGGUUACCGGCGACGGUGAUGUAUCGGUUUCUGAUAAAACUUAUCAGUCAAAAAACAUCGCCGGAGUUAAGACAAACGGUGGUGGUGGAAGAGGUUGUGGUAAAGGAAAGAGGAGAUUUUCGGCUAAUUUGAGCACCAUCGCCGAGUAG
Arabis nemorensis is the source of this 471-nucleotide messenger RNA. The record is from the annotation of a GenBank genome assembly. NCBI's taxonomy places the organism in Eukaryota, Viridiplantae, Streptophyta, Magnoliopsida, Brassicales, Brassicaceae.